UGAGCCCUAGCCUGGGGCUUCCUAUUUCGGGAGCCGGGGGCGUGGGCCACGUCUCAUGUGAUGCGAGGGCUAUUUAAAGCGGCAGCCCGGGCAGGGAGCCGCCGUCCGAGUCUGCACGUCUGCUCUCUUCGCAGCUUCUGUCUCAGCCUAGCCCAGCAUCACUAUGGUGGACGCUUUCCUGGGCACCUGGAAGCUAGUGGACAGCAAGAAUUUCGAUGACUACAUGAAGUCACUCGGUGUGGGUUUUGCUACCAGGCAGGUGGCCAACAUGACCAAGCCUACCACAAUCAUUGAAAAGAAUGGGGACACUAUCAUCCUAAAAACACACAGCACCUUCAAGAACACAGAGAUCAGCUUUAAGCUGGGGGUGGAAUUCGAUGAGACAACAGCAGAUGACAGGAAGGUCAAGUCCAUUGUGACACUGGAUGGAGGUAAACUUGUUCACCUACAGAAGUGGGAUGGGCAAGAGACGACACUUGUGCGGGAGCUAACUGAUGGAAAACUCAUCCUGACACUCACCCACGGCACUGCAGUUUGCACUCGCACUUAUGAGAAAGAGGCAUGACCUGACUGCACUGUUGCUGACUCCUACUCUGCCAAUCGGCUACCCCUCGACUCAGCACCACAUUGCCUCAUUUCUUCCUCUGCAUUUUGUACAAAUCCACAAAUUCUUCUAGGUUUAGGUGCCACUGGCCUGGAUCCACUUCCAGUUUCCAUUGUGUAUGUGGUUUUUUUGUUAACGGCAUUCAUAGGGUGCUCUGAGGUCAAUAAAGCAGAGCCAAGGCCACUCAGUUGCCUUUUUGCCUUUGGUAACAUAACUCUGGGAGUCUUGGUUUCUCCUGUGUGUCAAAGAGUGGGCAGAAGUAACUGCCUGAAGGUUACUCAGGAAGCAGCACUGGAUGGGAGACUGAAAUGGACAGUGUCAGAGACUGAUGAUCAGCUGAUCACCUUACACAUUUAAUAAUAAAACAGCUGUACCUA
Messenger RNA from Sapajus apella (tufted capuchin), 981 nucleotides. It is a transcript of the gene FABP3, whose product is annotated as fatty acid binding protein 3. The transcript is spliced from 4 exons. Gene Ontology annotation, cellular component: nucleus; cytosol. The record is from RefSeq and is a predicted model, not a curated record. NCBI's taxonomy places the organism in Eukaryota, Metazoa, Chordata, Mammalia, Primates, Cebidae. Gene Ontology annotation, molecular function: fatty acid binding. Gene Ontology annotation, biological process: fatty acid transport. Bases 164 to 565 code for a protein of 133 amino acids.